Molecule: messenger RNA, 1626 nt
Organism: Drosophila grimshawi
Lineage: Eukaryota; Metazoa; Arthropoda; Insecta; Diptera; Drosophilidae
Exons: 1
Coding region: 1-1626 (541 amino acids)
Source: RefSeq, a predicted model, not a curated record
AUGGUGCGACGCCGAGCUGCUGUUCUGGGUGGUUUGACCAAUCAGCAAUCGAUGACCGCCUGCCAGCAGCUGAUGCCGCCUUCCCGUCUCCAGUUGCCGUUGCUACCCAUGUACAACAAAAUGGCGGGCAGCGCUGCUCCACGCUCGCCGCUGGAAGUCAACAGCGCCCGAUUGCAGCGACUGCAGCGCAAUUUAAUGAAAUUCCCAACGCAGCCAAAUGCCGUUAUGCUGCCCAUGUGGUGUCGUUCCAGUGGGCAGCAGCAGCAGCAGCAGCAGCAGCGAUCGGCAAUUCGAGCUUUUGAGAAUCGUCAGAGGAAAGCAAGAAGCGAUAUUGCCAUACAAUUGGAACAACUGCAUCAAAUCAAGCGACAGCAACAACAACAACAACAGCUACGCAUGCAACACAUGCAACAUAAGCCACAAAGGCAACCACAAGAAAAACCAAAACCAAAAAGCUUUUUUAUGCCCUUUAAUUUUGGCAAAUGUGCCAGCAGUUUGAUCAAUUUUGAGGUUAAGGCGAGAAACGCAACAGGAUCCGUUGCUCAGCCAGCCAAUCAAAAGCAGCAGCAGCAAAUUCCAACAGCUGAUUUCAACUAUGUGCAGCUGGCCAAGCAAAUGUGCCUCGAGGCCAGACAACUCGCAAAUUGUGGCAGCAACAGCAGCAGCCAAUCACAAAUUGCGGCUCAGCUCGCGUUGAGCACAACGGAGCAGGAGUUGAAUUGCCUGGCUGCCGAUAUCGAUAGCAAUUUGCAGAAUUUACACAAAAUCCUUGGCACAGAGUUGCCACACUGUGCCGCAAAGUUAACACAGCUGACAGCGCCGAAUUUAAACAGACUGCAGCAGAGUAAACAUAACAUUUUGGAGAGUUUGGCAGCACAGCAUAAGGCUACACAGUUAAGCAGUCUGGCAGCACUGCAACAGUCCAGCAGUCUGGCAGCACUGCAACAGUCCAACAGUCUGGCAGCACUACAAGAGUACGAAAGCGCAGUUAACUUAGAGUUGCCACAGCGCGCACAAGCAGCAACUGCCACAAGCAACACAAGUCGCAGGAAGUCGAACAGCAACAAAUGCCAAUUAAACCUGAAUAAACUGAUCGAGGAGAACAAGUUGCGGGGCACCGACUCGGAUCCGCUGUGGCACUCCCUCAUGCAACUUGUGGCACAAAUGUGCGAAAGCAAGAAGCUAAGCGACGAUGCACGCUUAAGUGCCGGGUCUCAAAAGCAAUACUCCGUCUAUCUGAUGGUUACCUCCGACGAGGAGGACGAAACGGAGUGCAAUCCUCUACCGCAGUUGCAACAACUGCGAAAGCCUCGGCGCAGAAGACGCACCUCCUCCGGUUGGCAUCGGCACAUUGAGCUGCCCAUCUGCCAAUGCCUGGCAGCUGCAACACGACGACCGCUCCACUGGCCCAAGCAACAGGCUAUCAAGAUUCCGGAUCAAGGCCAGAGGAGGAACAGGCUGCCCAGUCGCAAUUCAAGUCGAACGCGUUCCCGACGUUCCCUGGGUGGCAACAGUUGGCUAACCCAACAAACAGCGAUUGUAACUAAUCCCAAAACUGGACACUAUCGGCACUAUCUUCAGCAACCACUGCCAAACAACCGUGCCACAGAGUUGAGCUUCAGCUAA